GUCGUUUGUUUAAUUACAUACUAAAAUCGGUGAAAUUAAGAAAGCGGCAUUUAUAAUCCGAUUUAAUUUUGAGAAAAUAAUUUUACUCCGCCACCACCGUCACAAUGAUAAAACACCGGAACAUUCACCCCCUCCGCCGCAUCGCCGCCGUAUACCCCCAAAGCUUCCACUCAGCCACCACCGCGGACCACGACGAACAACUACUCUCUAACAUAAAAUCGAAAUCCGAACUCGUAAAGUCAUACACCGUGACACCGCCGAUCAAACCCUGGCCCCAAAAGCUCACCACCAAGCGCCUCUGCUCCAUCAUCGCCCAGCAGCAAAACGUCGAUCUCGCCCUCCAAAUUUUCCACUACGCCGGCAAUUACCACCCUAAUUUUCGCAAUAAUUACGACACCUACCAAUCCAUCAUCCACAAGCUCUCCCGCCGCCGCGCCUUCGAACCCAUAAACUCCCUAUUGAAGGAACUGCGCGAAUCCCAAACCAAAUGCGGCGAAGAUCUCUUCAUCACUCUUAUCAGAAACUACGGCAUUGCCAGCAAACCCAAAGAGGCGAUCAGAAUAUUCCUCCAAAUCAACGAUUUUGGUGUUCAAAGGUCAGUUAGGUCAUUCAACACUCUGCUCAACGCUCUAGUUCAGAACAAGAAAUACGAUUCCGUUCACAUUAUGUUCAAGAACAGCCGGAAAAGAUUCGAUAUUGUGCCCAAUGUUUUCACUUGCAAUAUACUGCUGAAAGCUCUGUGUAAAAAGGACGACGUCAAAGGUGCAGUUAAGGUGCUCGAUGAAAUGCCGAGCAUGGCUAUGGUUCCAAAUGUGGUGAGCUACACUACGAUUAUGGGCGGGUAUGUGGAUAGAGGCGAUAUGGUGGGAGCAAAGAGAGCUUUCAACGAGCUUCUAGAUCGAGGGUGGUUGCCCGAUGCAACAACAUACACUGUAUUAAUGGACGGGUUUUGUAAAUUGGGAAAAUUUAUCGAUGCAACGAAAGUGAUGGAUGAAAUGGAGGAAAAUGGGGUCGAGCCGAACGACGUUACAUAUAGUGUUAUGAUCGAGGCAUUGUGUAAAGAAAAUAAAUCGGGUGAAGCUUUGAACAUGAUUAGUGAUAUGCUCGAGAAGAAAUACGUACCUAGCUCUGGUUUAUGUUGUCGGGUGAUUGAUGCGUUGUGUAGAGAAGGGAAAGUGGAUAAAGCGUGCGAUUUGUGGACGAUAUUGUUGAUCAAGAAUUGUACUCCAGAUAAUGCUAUAUUAAGCACGCUUAUACAUUGGUUGUGCAACGAAGGGAAGAUUUGGGAAGCGAGAAAGUUGUUUGAUGAGUUCGAUAGGGGUUCGAUUCCCAGUGUUUUGACGUAUAAUACACUCAUUGCGGGUAUGUGUGAUAAAGGGGAGUUGUGUGAAGCGGGGAGGUUGUGGGAUUGCAUGGUGGAAAGGGGGUGCCCCCCGAAUUCUUUCACUUAUAACUUGCUUAUAAAAGGGUUCUGCAAAAAGGGUUACGCGAAGGAAGGGAUUAGGGUUUUGGAGGAGAUGUUGGAUAAAGGGUGCCCUCCGAAUGAAUCGACUUAUUCUAUCUUGAUUAAAGGGCUUUGUGAAUCUGGAUGCGAAUCGGAUAUAUCGAAUGUGCUUAAUGUUGUUGCCUCUAGUAAGUGGAAAUUAAAUCCGAUUCUUGGAAAGUUUUAGUCGACAAAUUUGUUGCUAAUCGUGGUAGCACGGGCGUCACUUUGGAAAGAAUAUUGUCGGCCGAUUCUUCAAUUGAGACGACGAGUGCUACUUAGAGGUCAAUUAGCACUCGAAUUAGCUAAGGUUUUGCUCUUAUGUUUUCUCGUUUUAGUAAGUUAAAUAGCUUCAAGGUUGAUUCAAGUGUUGGGCAAAAAAUCAUAUUCGUAUUCAUACGGAAGUUGUUCGU
Messenger RNA from Erythranthe guttata (spotted monkey flower), 1896 nucleotides. RefSeq lists its product as uncharacterized. The record is from RefSeq and is a predicted model, not a curated record. Gene Ontology annotation, molecular function: protein binding. Lineage: Eukaryota; Viridiplantae; Streptophyta; Magnoliopsida; Lamiales; Phrymaceae.